GUCAGUUCCUUUCGAUGACAGAGAGCGAAACAAACAUGGCGACGGAGUGGAGUGGACGCGGCUUCAUGAGAACUUUACUGCUCUUUUGCUGCCUUAUGGCGAGCGGAAGGGCCCAGCCGGCGCUCACGGAGCCGCGGGCAGCAACGCGGAUACUCGGCAUGAGGCUGGAGAGGAGCGACACGCCGGCCGAGACGACCCAACGGGGGAUUAUCCAGGUGACCGAGGGCAGCGACAUCCUCUUCAGGUUCUAUGGGCUCCACUUGUUCCCCAACAGCUCGGCGCUCAUCAGGUUCACGGAACUUUACUCCGGUUACCAGGAGGACGACGACUAUGGCGCCAUCGUGGUGCCGAACCGGACUUGUCACGAGGACACCAAAGACCUGGUCGUGAAGGGCUCCAUGAGCGUGAGUAAUCACAACACCAGCGGGUUGCUGAACGUCGUCGUCAAGCAGCUCCGCAAAAGUGAGGUGGUCAAGGUGUUCGCUCUGUGCGUCCGUGACCCUCUUGGCCCGCUGGAGACCUGGUCCCUACUGGACGACCAGGACGGCCGAGUACGAGUGGUGGAGGUGAAGAAGUCCUUACUGCCCAUCUGGCUGCAGGUCAUUCUCAUCUCCUUCCUGCUGGUGCUGUCCGGCAUGUUCAGCGGACUCAACCUGGGUCUCAUGGCGCUGGACCCCAUGGAACUGCGCAUUGUGCAGAGCUGUGGCACAGAGAAGGAGAAGAAGUACGCUCGCAAGAUAGAGCCCAUCCGGCGGAAGGGCAACUACCUGCUGUGCUCACUGCUGCUGGGCAACGUCCUGGUCAACACCACCCUCACCAUCCUCUUGGAUGACCUCACCAAGUCCGGGGUGGGCGCCGUGAUCGCCUCCACCGUGGGCAUCGUCAUCUUUGGAGAGAUCGUGCCCCAGGCGCUGUGCUCUCGGCACGGCCUGGCCGUGGGCGCCAACACCAUCCUGGUCACCAAGCUCUUCAUGCUCCUCACCUUCCCGCUCUCCUGGCCCAUCAGCAAGAUCCUGGACUGCGUCCUGGGGCAGGAGAUCGGCACCGUGUACAACCGGGAGAAGCUGGUGGAGAUGCUAAAGGUCACGGAGCCCUACAACGACCUGGUGAAGGAGGAGCUCAACAUGAUCCAGGGCGCCCUGGAGCUCCGGACCAAGACUGUGGAGGACGUGAUGACGGCGCUCAGCAACUGCUUCAUGAUCCACAGCGACGCUGUGCUGGACUUCAACACCAUGUCCGAGAUCAUGGAGAGCGGCUACACCAGGAUCCCCGUGUACGAGGGCGAACGCUCCAACAUCGUGGACAUCCUCUUUGUUAAGGACCUGGCCUUCGUCGACCCGGAUGACUGCACCACACUGAAGACCAUCACCAAGUUCUACAACCACCCGGUGCACUUUGUCUUCCACGACACCAAGCUGGACUCCAUGCUGGAGGAGUUCAAGAAAGGGAAGUCCCACCUGGCCAUCGUGCAGAAGGUGAACAACGAGGGCGAGGGGGAUCCUUUCUACGAGGUGCUGGGCUUGGUCACCCUGGAGGACGUGAUCGAGGAGAUCAUCAAAUCAGAGAUUCUGGAUGAAUCGGACCAAUACACUGACAACCGCACGAGGAAGAAGGUGGCCCCCAACAAGAACAAGAGGGACUUCUCGGCCUUCAAGCACGAGAGCGAAUCCAAAGUCAAGGUCUCCCCUCAGCUGCUGCUGGCCGCCCAUCGCUUCCUGGCUACAGAGGUGACCCUCUUCAACCCGACACAGAUCUCCGACAAAGUCCUGCUGCGAAUCCUCCGCCAUCCUGACGUGAUCCAGGAAAUCAAGUUCAACGAGAAUGAAAAGCGCUCACCACAUCACUACAUCUACCAAAGGGGCAAGCCGGUGGACUACUUCAUCCUCAUCUUGCAGGGUCGAGUGGAGGUGGAGGCCGGCAACGAGAACAUGAAGUUUGAGACGGGCCCUUUCUCCUACUACGGCGUCAUGUCGCUGAGCGCUCCCAUGCUGGCGGCUGCACCCCGUCCUCGCCUCGUCUCCUUUAAGAGGUUUUCUCUGUUCUCUCAGCUGCCAGAGUUCCGCUCACCGUCCCACAUCAGCGGCCUGAACCGCACGUCCUCGCUGAGCGGCGCCGACCGCACCGAGUCGCUGUCGGUGGGCGGCAGCAACAGUCAACUCAACUGCAGCCUUCCCUCGCAGCAGUACACGCCCGACUUCUACGUGCGUGCCCUCACCGACCUGCAGUACGUCAAGAUCACGCGCUCGCAGUACCAGAACGGCCUGAUGGCGUCCCGCCUGGACAGCACGCCGCAGUCACCCGAGAGCGUCCACCAGCUGGCCCGCGUGGCGCUGACCAUGCCCUCCAACAACACCCUCGCCGACCUGGGCUCGGACCCCGCCCCCACAGAGAACGGGCCAGACGAGACCACGCUGCUGCUGCUGCUCAACGAGCAGAACUCGCCGCACGGCGUCAACCACCACGGCCCGCUGGACAACAACGUGUAGGGUGCCUCGCACCACCCCCCCACCCGCGGCCGCCACCCCACCCUGACCCGCGCACGUUUGCACGCAUGCACUAUGAUUGGAUGUUUGUCGGGAAGGGGAGGAGUCUGUUUGUGUGCGUAUGUGUGACAUGCCAAAGUGCACAAAGCCCGCCUUCGUUUUAGUGUUGGUUCCCCUUUUCUGAUUGGACCACAAAGGUCCUCCCCUUCCCGCCCCCCUCAGAACCUCCCCCUCUUGCACGUCAUGCCGCCUCUUCACUUUCCCGAACGACGAGACUCAGGGAGACUCCGCCCCCUCUUAACACCCCGCCCCCCCAUCCACACGACCACGAUUCUUUCAAUCAAAAGAAUGGGAUAUUGCGUCAAGAUUUAUUGUUGGUGACAAUCAGUGCGAUGAUGAAUGUAGCGUUUGGCUAGGAACCAAAAUAGGGAAACUUCGCUUUAACGGAUCGCAAACUUUAUUUAUUUCCUGCAAAGAUUACGGGGCCACACUAGGGUGGAUUACAAAAGAAAAGAUUUUAGUGGUAAUAUUGCAAUACCAAAUACCUACUGAAGGUUUUCCAAGAGCAAAGACGUAAUAUUAAGAUGAAAAUGUCACAAUGUGACACAAACAUUAUUCACAAUGUGAAUAAUGAUGACUUUUUUCCUGCAAUGUUUCAACGUCAUACAGUUAAUAGCUCCUUGCGUUACCUUUCCAUGUCGCAACAUUUGACAUUUAUUCUAUAAUAACACCACUGAAAAGGACCGCUUUGGACAGGAACGCCAACCACUCGGCCACAGUGCGGCACACACUCACUCACUUUGCCCCCGCUGUGAUGUUUAAAAUUACGACUAUUCUCCAUAUUUGGCAUUUAUUUGCACGAUUUAUUCUGGCAAUAUUGUGGCGUGGAUUACGUUUGAUUUGUCGUCAUGACAAUGGGCCGUGUUUCCAUAAUAUUUCAGCGUAAUUCCUUGUCGUAUGAGCAUCUUAUUGUGAUUUCGAUUCCUGCAAUGUUUCUACUUUAUUCUUGUAAAAUGGCAACUUUUGGCCUAAUUCCGUGAAGUUGCACCAUGUUUAUUUUCCUCAUAUUUGGACUUGGACCAACUUUUCCCCGCCUCUGCGAUAUUAGGUUCGCAUUCUUUAAUCAAAAUAGUGCCUUUCUUGUGGUGAAAUGUGGCGUUUAUUCUUGCGGUAUUGCCACAUUCUGUUCUUUUCUUCUCCUUCGGGUGUGGCCCUGGUCGUCUACAAGUGAGGGCGAUAUAAGGUUCAUUUUUUGGGCUUUUUUGGUGGUUGAAAUGUGAGACAAGUGCAGACACUCCAGUUUUUUGGUUUGACCGUAGCGUCUGAACGGAACCCAAAAACCAACAUGAUGUCAACUACUAGAUUGUUCUUUCUUUCUUUGCUUUCAACUGUAAUUCCUAAAAAAUAAUAUUCAUGUGAAUAACGAUGAUAAUAAUAGCUUCCUUUGGUGAAACACUGACGACAGAAGAAGGCUGCUGCUGUAUUGGUUUUUUUGUUGUUUGGACGUCUGCUCACAGGGCAUUGUGGUAUUCUUUAGGGUUGUAGCGGUGCGCCACUUCAGUUUACUGUGAAUGACUUCUUUUAUGACUCGUUUUAUUAUUUUAAUGCCGACUCCAGCAUCACUUUGUUGUGGCAAAGGGACUGAAUGAACCGUACAUUAACAAUUGCAGUAGUAUCUAUGAAUAUGCAGUACUGUGCAAAAGUCCUCAGGUGGAGACAUUGUGGUGGGGUGCCCCCCCCCCCCCCCCCCCAUCCUGGUACACCACAUGGUGGCACCCUAAACACCGUUCACGCAGCUCUGCAAAACACCCACUGUAAAUUUGAGCAAGAUUGGUCAAAAAAGACAUGGCCGCCAUCUAGCAAGUCUCCAGUCAUUAGGAUGGUCACAAGUCAUUGACUGUCAAAGAAUAGUGGAACAUCGAGGACAUCGGUCUAACAUGUAUGCUGGCAUGUCUCCCAAAGCUGUCAUUUAGACAUGAACUGCUGAGACCAUUUGCACUCUGUUGCUAACCAAAACAGCAGCGCCCAGUGUGGUGUCUGUUUUUCUCCUUCCCUUUGGCAUCAAAUGGAGAAAUAGAAUAUACAGUCACCCCUCGCUCUAUCGCAGUUUACCGUCUUUUAUUUGUUUUUUUUAAAUGCAUACUUUUAAAGCACAUAAUGGGCUAAGUUAACCACCUAAAUGAACUACAAUACGGGGCAGAAGAAGCAUUCUAAUUGAGACUGUAGUAUUCUACAUUGGCCGCUCGGUGAGACAGGCACCGGACUCGUCACUCAGGUCCCUGAAGGAACACAUUUACUGUGACGCACACCAGCAGGAGUUUAAAUGGAUGCUGUCCAUAUAAAAUAACAAGGACCUGCUGGAGUACGAGUUCAGUCUGUCUUAUUUUCUCUGACUAUAUCUACUAUUAAAGAGUAAAAGGAGUGUAAUGAUGACUAUAGGGUUGUUAUUUCAUGUCUUCACGGCUCUAAUAAUGUUUUAAAAAGACCGUAAACAGGUUUUCUAUGCCGUGACUACAAAAAUAUUCCAUGUAUUGAUUAAAGUUCACCUCUCAUGGCCUGGAACCAAUCAACCACCAUAAACGAGAGACAGCUGUACCGCUCAUAUCGUUUAAUAUUAUCGCAAAAACAAAAGAGGCCAAGGAAGACUAUGGGAGUGUUAGUUCACCUCUAGAGGUUUCUGAUUAUGUUAAAAAAGCAGAAUUAGAAGGUUGUAAACAGGUUUUAUGUCAGGGGCCUCUAAUGAUGGUAAAAACUCUAUUUACAGUCAUAACCGGUUUUUCUAUGUCCCCCCGCCCCCAUGGAAUCGUAAUGAUACCGCCCGUCCGUCUGUGAACCAGGAAGUAGCCUGCUAGCAAGCAAGCAACUACGUACACAAAACUACUUUUGUGACUUUGGCACAGUACUGUUUGCCAGUAUAUACAUCUUUGCCAAAGAGUCGUAGGACGUUGUCGUUUUAUUUGGAAUGUUUAAGCAAUGUAGGUCUCACGUGGCUAACCUGGAAUCUCUCAAGGCAAUAUUACGUCAAUUUACGACUUAAGUCUUGAAAAUCUAGGAUUUUAUUGUCGUGAAUUUCUCGUAAACUUAUGAAUAUAUGCCAGGAAAUUUACGACUUCAUUCUUGAAAAUGUAGGAUUUUAUUGUCGUAAAUUUCUCAUCAAUUUAUGAAUUUAUGAUAGAAAAUUUACGACUUUAUUCUUGAAAAGUUGGGAUUUUGUUGUCGUAAAUUUCUCGUAAAUUUAUGAAUUUAUGCUAGGAAAUUUACGACUUCAUUCUUGAAAAUGUACAGUUUUAUUCAGUCUGUUGAAUGGUUACGACAAAGCAUUGAAAUUAUCUGAUAUUUUGCCAAAGCCGUCGUACAUUUUCAAGAAUAAAGUUGGAAAUUUGCAACAAAAAAAGUUGACUUUAUUCUUUAAAAUGUAUGAUUAUAUUCUCCCAAAUUUACAACUUUUUUUUCUCGUCAAUUUGACUUUAUUCUCAUAAAUGUAAAACUUUAUUCUUGUAACUUUAUGACCUUAUUUUUGUACGUUUCCGACUGCAUUCUCAUAAAAUUAUGACUUUUUUGUCGAAAAUCACAACAUAAUUUUAAUACAUUUGCCCGAGAAAAGGGGGGGCUUAUAUAGGUAUUUUUUGUCAUAAAUAUAAUACUAUAUUUGUUGUGAAUGUACAAAGUUUUUCUCAUAAAUUUACAGCUUUAUUGUCUUUUUUCUUGUCGAUUCACAACUUCAUGCGCAACCUUUUAUAUAAUAAUCUGAUAUUUUGAAAAUAAAGUUGUAAAAGUAUUACUUUUUAUAUAAGAAUCUGAGAUUUUGAGAAUGACAUCGUGAAUUUAUGAGAAAAAAGUUCAUUUACAAGAAAAAAUUGUAAAUUUGCACAUUUACAAGAAGAAAGUCAAAUUUACGAGAAAAAAACCUUAAAUUCCAAACCAAAACUCUUUUUGCUAUAAUCUGAGAUUUCUACAAUAAAGUCAUACGUUUGAGGGGAAAAAGACUUUAUUCUCAAAAUCUGAUAUUUUUUUCAAUAUUGCUCUAAUAAUUUGUCAUAGAUUUGUGCUUCAGCUGGACACUAAAAUUACCACACAUGCGCACUCGGAGUACUGCACAGAUUUACUACAUGAACUGCAUUUUCGCCGCUGGGAAUAUGAAAAUAGCCUCUUUUGUGGUUAUUAAAGGAAGCACUUUAUUAACAAUCAGGAAAGCAGUAUUCCUCUUUACACCCGAAAAAAAAAGCCACAAAUAUGCCAAAGUUUUUAUGUUGCAAUAAAAAAAAAAUACCCUUGACGAUUUCAUCACCAUUUCAAAAUGUUCUUUUCUUUUUUUAAGUAAUCAUCAUUGUGUUGCCUUCACUGUCUCUCUGUAAUUUUGCUUUCAAUGAAAUCAAACCGGGUUUUUCUGGGUUUUUGUUACGAGUGCCUGCGAUGUUUUUGUACCUCAGAAAGCAAACCAACAAGCAACAGAGUUGAUGAUGAUCGUUUGUUGGCGACUAUCUUCUGUUUUUUUUUCUUGUUGUUUUUGUUGUCAUCCGGGAACAGUGGGAAUGCUGAGCUUUCAAAAAAACAAAAAAAGGUUGUCCUUCAUUCCCGACAGUGCGCUUAAAGAGAAAUCCCCAAAUGAAAGGUGUAAAUAGUGUUUUAUAAUUUCUUGUCUUAAUGAGUUUUGAUGAUGACGAUGAAUGUUAUUAUUAAUAAAUUUGAGAUCUAUUUCUCUAUGACAAA
This is a messenger RNA of Doryrhamphus excisus (bluestripe pipefish), 7193 nucleotides long. RefSeq names its product cyclin and CBS domain divalent metal cation transport mediator 4b (gene cnnm4b). Gene Ontology annotation, biological process: magnesium ion transport; magnesium ion homeostasis. Gene Ontology annotation, cellular component: plasma membrane. The record is from RefSeq and is a predicted model, not a curated record. Gene Ontology annotation, molecular function: magnesium ion transmembrane transporter activity; sodium ion transmembrane transporter activity. NCBI's taxonomy places the organism in Eukaryota, Metazoa, Chordata, Actinopteri, Syngnathiformes, Syngnathidae.